Gossypium raimondii (Peruvian cotton) is the source of this 1177-nucleotide messenger RNA. Its product is annotated as agamous-like MADS-box protein TM6. NCBI's taxonomy places the organism in Eukaryota, Viridiplantae, Streptophyta, Magnoliopsida, Malvales, Malvaceae. Gene Ontology annotation, biological process: positive regulation of transcription by RNA polymerase II. The coding region runs from base 199 to 870 and encodes 223 amino acids. Gene Ontology annotation, cellular component: nucleus. Gene Ontology annotation, molecular function: DNA-binding transcription factor activity, RNA polymerase II-specific; protein dimerization activity; RNA polymerase II cis-regulatory region sequence-specific DNA binding. The record is from RefSeq and is a predicted model, not a curated record. The transcript is spliced from 7 exons.
GUUUCACUGAAUUUCAACAACUAUUUCUAGUUAUCAAACAAUAGUACUUUCCAUCCCCUCAGACCCUCUUUCCCGAUAUGGGAUUCAAUUCCCUUUUCAUCACCAUUUUUCUCAUUUAACCUUAUUUUGCUGCAAACCCCUUUAAGCCUAGCUGCUACCCUCUCUCUCAUUUGAUCAUUCACUUGAAAGAAACCAACAAUGGGUCGUGGGAAGAUCGAGAUCAAGAAGAUCGAGAACGCUACAAACAGGCAAGUCACUUAUUCAAAACGAAGGAACGGUUUAUUCAAGAAAGCCCAAGAGCUCACUGUUCUUUGUGACGCCAAGGUUUCAUUGAUCAUGUUCUCCAGCACUGGCAAAUUCCAUGAGUUCCUUAGCCCCAACAUCUCGACAAAAGGGGUUUUCGAUCUUUACCAAAAGGCCACAGGGAUUGAUCUAUGGAACUCCCAUUAUGAGAGAAUGGACGAAAAUUACAGGAGGUUGAAGGAGAUAAACAAGAAGCUGAGAAGGGAGAUUAGGCAGAGAAUGGGUGGAGACUUGAAUGAACUUAACAUUAAGGAACUGCAAGCUCUUGAAGCUAAAAUGGAUUCUUCUUUGCUAGCUAUACGUGAGAGAAAGUACCAUGUCAUCAAAACUCAAACAGACAAACACAAGAAGAAGGUAAGGAAUUUGGAGGAAAGACAUGCAAAUCUUGUCAUGGACUUGGCAAAGCUUGAUGAUCAAGAUGGAAUAGUUGAAACCGGAGGAUAUUAUGAAUCAACAAUGGGACUACUACCAACUGGAGCCUCUAAUUUAUAUGCCCUUCGCCUUUACCAAAACCAACAGCCUCCACUUGUUCUUCACCAUGGAACCAAUGAUCUUCGCCUUGCUUGAUGCUGGUCUCUGUGGGUGUCCCCUCCAUUGCAGACUGUAUUUAAUCUCUAUCUCUUCAUUACUAUACUGCUAACUCAUACAUUCUCUAUCUCUUCAUUACUAUACUGCUAACUCCUGUCAAUGUAUGUAUGUAUGUAUGUAUGAGUUAGAAAGUUGCAUGGUGAAUUAAUGGGUGCCUGAAAGUAGCAAGAUUUUCGGUGUACCUUAUUGCCCUAAUGACUUUUCUUUUCCUAAGACAAGUGAAAGUGUUGUUGCGUUAUUGAUGUAAUACAUAAAUUACUUUCAAUGCAUGCUCCCUUUGAUGGUA